UUGAGACCACCCUGUUGUGAUGUUUCUUUAAAUCCAAUCCAAAGGGUCGAGCUGAUUCAUUCCAGGGGCUGCAACACAGCUCAGGAGUAAAUUAUAGAAAUAUAUCUGAAUCAAUAAGGGAAUGUCAGAUUCACGUCUCGCCCUUUUAACAAUAAUAUUGAGCAUUCCACUUCGCUUUUACCUACCUAGGUAGAUAGCCUAUGUUACAUAUCUCACUAGAACUUGGUAGUUUGGAUAGUCUAUUCAAAUACUCCAAAGUUCGCCCCAUCAUCCGGUCGAUCAUCUUGAUAUACUAAACCAGCAAGCACCACUCCUUCUCAGCAAACCUUACGGAUAUCUAUUUAUACCAUUAGGUAGUUAUUCGACCGAGGUAAGGCUUCUUUCUUUCUUUUCCGUACAUCCAGCAUCCGAACAAACAGUACACAAUGGGGCUCUCGAACCAAGCCAGAACCGCCGUCGCAGCCGGCUUAUUGGCCUUCUCCGCCCAGGCUGCUGCUUCGGCCAACUCGCCCUCUUCUUCUUCUCGGUACACCGCCACCUCGACCGUUUCCCUGGCCAAACCCUCGUCCUCGGCCAUCCCGGGCGUCGCCAACGUCCCGAUGCUGCUCGCCGUCGUCCCGGUCGGGAGCACCCGCAGGGACACCGUUAUCGCGGGGAAGAAUAACCGCAAGAACGCUAAGCGCGGACCCGCCGCUUAUUACCAGGGCUUCGUAGGCGCCCCGGCCGCGAACCCGCUCGGCUGCGCGGACGCGACCGCGUUCGACCUCUCGGACGGGGUUGUGCACCACGGCGACGCGGGCGCGGGACGGGACGUGCUGUACGAGCCGCUGGCGGCGGUGUCGUCGGCGGUGAGCGAGGGCGCCAAGUACACGCCGGGCAGGGUGGUGGUGGAGGACGGGCGGCUGCGGUGGUACGACAGCGAGUUCUACGGGGGGCGGGCGCGGUACUGCCAGAUGCCCGGGUCGGGGCAGGUGUACGUGACGUUCCACGUCGAGGACACGUGGCCGGAGGGGUGUCGGGAGGUGGACCUCGCGGCGGAGCCGGAGUCGUCGUGCCGGGACGGGACGCUCGCGUCUGGGGGCGGGAAUUUGAAGGGUGGCGAUAAGGCGGGGAAGAAGCAUACGCAUAAGAAGGGUAGGGGUGGGUAUGAGUCUGAAGAUGGGUAUGAUAGUGACGGCGAUCAUGAUGUUGAUGAUAAGCACAAGCAUAAGGACAAGGGAAAAGGGAAGAAUAAGGGCAAGGGGAAGGAUCAUGACGACAAGGACAAGAAACACGAUGACUCGGAUAGCGAUGAUUCGGAUCACGACUCUGAUAGUGAUGACGACGACCACCACCACUAUAGAACCCGAUACGACACAAGCACCGGAUACAGCACCUCCUACAGCCAGGCGAGCCCAACCAGCUACCAAACCAACUCGGGCUACAAGACUUCUUCCUCUUAUUCUUCCUCUUCCUCUUCCUCUUCUCCUCACAGCCAAGCAUCGCCCGCACCCCCCUACCCCACCACCGCCAGCGCGCAGACCCCGUCGUCCGAGGGCAUCUACCUGACGAACGCCAGCCCGACGGGCCAGGAAUGCGUCGAGACUCACCUCUCCUGGGUCCAGGGCAGCCACACGUUCAUCAAGGACGAGCUAUGAUCCAUCUCUUUACGGGACGAACUUGGAUCUUUAUACGCUCGCGCAUAUCAUCAGUUUUACCACCACCACCACCACCACCCCUACUACUACUACCUCUACCAGCCAGGUUUCCUGGG
This is a messenger RNA of Daldinia caldariorum, 1753 nucleotides long. RefSeq lists its product as uncharacterized. The record is from RefSeq and is a predicted model, not a curated record. The transcript is spliced from 2 exons. Bases 426 to 1637 code for a protein of 403 amino acids. NCBI's taxonomy places the organism in Eukaryota, Fungi, Ascomycota, Sordariomycetes, Xylariales, Hypoxylaceae.